Molecule: messenger RNA, 603 nt
Organism: Cheilinus undulatus (humphead wrasse)
Lineage: Eukaryota; Metazoa; Chordata; Actinopteri; Labriformes; Labridae
Product: protein S100-A1-like
Exons: 3
Coding region: 41-487 (148 amino acids)
Biological process (GO): endothelial cell migration
Cellular component (GO): cytoplasm; extracellular exosome
Molecular function (GO): transition metal ion binding; calcium ion binding
Source: RefSeq, a predicted model, not a curated record
UGUCCACCUGCGUUCGUCUUCCAUCCUUCUCUCUACAACCAUGCAAGAGAAAGACGUUUGCAUAUCCAGUCUGAAGGCAGCUGUGUGCCUCCUGGUCGGGACCUUUAACAAAUAUGCCGGCACUGAUGGAUGUGCUGAGUCCUUGAACUUUGCUGAGUUCAAGGCAUUGGUGCAGAAUGAACUGCCUGAGCUGCUCGAGAUGUCUGCAUUGGAUGGAGCAGUCUGCCUGAUGGUUAUGACCUUUCAGAAACACCUUAAAGAAGGGGACAGUCUCACCAAGUGUCAGGCCAAGCAACUGAUCAUGGAGGAGAUGCCAGGACUCAUCCAGGCGUUAGAGUGUCAAGGAGGGUUUGAGGCAAAUUUCAAUAAAUUGGAUUUGAACGACGACGGUAAAAUCUCCUUCUCUGAGUUCGCCAUGAUGGUGGGCGGCAUGGCCUGUGCCUGCAAUAAGGAGCUCACCCGCAUGAACCAGCAACAACAGCUCUAAAACUGAAGGAGGACAACCGCACCCUGGGGUGGAGGCGGAUGGCGCCUGCAGAGACAACAUCCCUGCAGUGGCUUCUUUGUUCACUAGAUAAAUAAAGUUAAUACUCAUCAUUUUAA